UGCGCGGCCGUGCGUGCCCCGGAAGCAGUUCCUCGGCUGGUGACACGUAGCAACAGGGCUACUGCCGAGUCUGGAGCUGAGUUUGAGGGAUUACUAGGGGCCGCUGGAGCCGCCGCCGCCGCCGCCGAAGCCUUAGAUCGUUUUGCAAUGUCAGGCUUUGAUAACUUAAACAGCGGUUUCUACCAGACGAGUUACAGCAUCGACGAGCAAUCUCAGCAGUCCUAUGACUAUGGAGGAAGUGGAGGACCCUACAGCAAGCAGUAUGCUGGCUGUGACUACUCACAGCAAGGCCGGUUUGUCCCUCCAGACAUGAUGCAACCACAGCAGACAUACACUGGGCAGAUUUACCAGCCAACGCAGGCCUAUCCUCCAACAACACCUCAGCCGUUCUAUGGAGACAGCUUUGAGGAGGAGCCCCCUUUGUUAGAAGAGUUGGGCAUCAAUUUUGACCACAUUUGGCAAAAAACGCUAACGGUGCUACACCCCCUGAGGGCAGCUGAUGGCAGCAUCAUGAAUGAGACCGACUUGGCAGGGCCAGUGGUGUUCUGCCUUGCCUUUGGGGCCACGCUGUUACUGGCUGGCAAAAUCCAGUUUGGCUAUGUAUACGGGAUCAGUGCAAUUGGAUGUUUAGGAAUGUUUUGUUUGUUAAAUUUAAUGAGUAUGACAGGUGUCUCAUUUGGUUGUGUGGCAAGUGUCCUGGGGUAUUGUCUUCUUCCCAUGAUCCUGUUGUCCAGCUUUGCAGUGGUAUUUUCUUUACAAGGAAUGGUAGGAAUUCUUCUCACUGCCACAAUUAUUGGAUGGUGUAGUUUUUCUGCUUCCAAAAUUUUUAUUUCUGCAUUAGCUAUGGAUGGACAACAACUUUUAGUGGCAUAUCCCUGUGCUUUGUUGUAUGGAGUCUUUGCCCUGAUUUCCGUCUUUUGAACUGAUUUUGUCUGGGACAUGGAUAUCAGUGGGCCAAAUUCAUAAAAAGGACCUUGGACUCUUAAAAUUGGACCAGCAAACAACUGCAGUGCAGCUCAUCCUGCUUCCCAGUAGCCCGGAAGCAACAGAAAUAGACAUUUGUUCAUCCGUACAGGACAGCUGAACACAACGAAGUCACCUGAGUCAGCUAGCUGAGCGUUUGUGCUUAGACAGCCAAGAAGUACGAUUUCUUUCCUGACCCUACAGCCUUUAACAAGUCCUUUUCCUUACAAAUUAUAGUAGGAUGUUUUUGAUAGAUUUUUACCAAGUGGAAAACCAACCACAAAGCUGAUAAUAAUUCUCAGAAACAACCCAGUUAGAAUAAAGAAGAAACAAGUUUUACUGCAGAAAUAUUUUUCAAAGGAAUUAGGAAAGAAAAUACUUGCUGUAUCCUCAGUUAAGUGCACUGAAGUAAAGCUGAACAAAACAGAACACCAACAUAGAGCUUUUUGAGUUUGCACAUCAAAUAUUGGACAUUCCUAUAAACUGUCUCAUGAAAUCUAUGCUGAGAUUCAGAGAUACAAGCAGUUCACAAUCUACCUUCUUGUAGAGAUUAAAUGUGAACAACUAUUUAGACAUUAGUGUCAACUAAAUCUGGACUGGCCACGUGAAUGCUUAGUUCUGUCUCCACAUGUCCCAGGAAGAAGAAAUCACUAAGUUUUUUUGAGAAAACAAUAUUUAAAAUUUCACAAUUUCAGUAUUGCAUUAUCAAUGUAUAGUGGAUUUGAUGCUUAUUAAAUUUUUCCCAAUUAA
Mastomys coucha (southern multimammate mouse) is the source of this 1713-nucleotide messenger RNA. It is a transcript of the gene Yipf5, whose product is annotated as Yip1 domain family member 5. Gene Ontology annotation, cellular component: trans-Golgi network; membrane. The record is from RefSeq and is a predicted model, not a curated record. NCBI's taxonomy places the organism in Eukaryota, Metazoa, Chordata, Mammalia, Rodentia, Muridae. Gene Ontology annotation, biological process: regulation of ER to Golgi vesicle-mediated transport; vesicle fusion with Golgi apparatus; endoplasmic reticulum to Golgi vesicle-mediated transport. The transcript has 6 exons. The coding region runs from base 148 to 921 and encodes 257 amino acids.